AUGGAGGAUGCAACAGUUGCUCAUUGUGAUGAAUCAUCUUCUGAAGAUCAUACUCGAUCUGGGAAUGGCAUUCUUCUUGAUCUUGUAAACGGGUGUCAUUUAGCGCAUACAGCAGCACUGGCAAAAGUUGUGGCAACUGACCAUUUCCAGCUGGAGGAGAAUGUAAGAUCAGAAGACCUUCUCAACAACAACAAAGAAGUAUCAGAACAAGACUGUUUUACCAACCAAAGAUUUGUAUCUUCAGGGGAUUUUACAACAGUCAGUGAUCAAAUAUCAGCUGCAGACAAUCCGAAAGAAUCAUUUCUUACAUCAUCUAAAGACAGGAACAGCAAAGCAUAUAAAGAGACGCUUAAUCACUUGCAUGACUCAUGUCAGACUACAGAUAAAGGCAGAGAACAAGAUGGGAGAGAACUGUAUAACGUGCAAUCAAAACGAGCUUUAUCCAAUUACACCUUAAAAAACAACAUUAGUAAAGAUAUUUCAGAGAACGAGAUAUUGCAAGGAGAGCUACAGAAUGAAGAGUUAGACAAAGAGAUACACAAUCCAAGUAAAGUGAGUUUGUGUUAGAGCUUCAGGAAAAUCCUGAGGAUGCAAAGGAUUCCUAUGCAACAGAGUCUAUUUUAGGUGAUAGAUCAAAAGAAAAAGAACACUUGGAACAUAAUAAUUUCAAAGAAACUGCUGUGUCUAAUUCUGACAUGCUCAAGAGAGACUUGCUAGAUGAAGUCACAAAACAGGACAUUGAAUCGACAAGAGAACGCUUAUAUCAUAAACCACAAGGCUGUGAUAAAUCAAUUCAUACGGAAAACAAUGGGAACAACUAUGCUGUGCACUUAAACCUUAGCAAAUGUGAUAUUACUUCUACCAAACAGAAAGAAAGUUCUAGCAUGGAACACUGUGAUGUAUUAGCACACACUGUGUGUGAGAGUGAAGACAGGUCAAAAAAUUGUUCUCUUGAUUUUCAGACCAAACGCUUUGGGCUAUGUUUACCAAAACAUGAUGGUACCAGAAGAGGCAAGCGGAAAAAGGAGCACCGAUCACUAAAAUGUGGACGAUUGCAGCCAGUUUUACAUGAGCUAGAGUUUGUGGAAGAGGAGGAUCUUUCUGAGAAGGAGGAAAGUAGUGAAGAGGAUAACAUAGAUAGUUCUUUUCAUUACAGCUGCUCCAAAGAUGGGCUCGAUCACAGAAAAGAGAGACAUCAGUACGUUUCAGAUAAACUGGACCCUGAUGUUUUACACUUGCUUGAAAUGCACCUCCGCAAGCAACAGCUUGUUGACAUUAAGGAAGAAGGAGAAGAAGAAAUGGUAGAUGUUCACAUUAAUAAAGAAAUGUCACGUUCAGACUCUUACAAGUUGUUACGUAAUAUACCUCCAGUUUUGGACAUGGUUCUGGAGGAGCCUGAGCUAGAACAUGCUGGAGACAUGUUAGAAGAAGGCAGCAAAACGCCUUCUGAUGUAGAUUCUGAUGACAGCAGUAACGUCUGCUCUAUGGAAAUAGGUCUUAUGGAAUCCCUGCAAUAUGAUUUAAUGAGUAAAAGUUCUAAGAUAGACAAACAUGAAAUAGCACAAUUCUCUCGGAACCGAGUCAUGGUUGUCUGUCCAGAGGAAAUAAAGGCAAACAAAGGGAAGAUGCCUCCUGUCACAGUGAAUGUAAACCUAAACAUGGAAAAGUUCAAAAUAAGGAACCAAAGGCUCAUGAAGUACAAAUGAAAGAUCCAAGUGGUCUACAGAUAAUACACAAGGAUGGUCCUGAAGAUCUUGGAUCUGGCAUGGAUUCAGAAGAUGUUGAUGAUGCUGUAGAAGAUGUUACCAAUACAUUGUUGCACUCAGAAUCCAGUUUUUCUAAAUUAUUAAAGGAGAUACCUGAACAGUCUUUAGAACUUAAUGAGAAAGAAACGGUGGAAACACAGUUAAUUGAAAAAACUGGCAUAACUGACCCUCUUGAGGCUGACCAAAGCUCAGCUAUUACAUCAUUAGACCUAGUCUCAGGUGUAACUCAGCAGAAAGUAUCAGGGCCUGUUACAGAAGCUGAUGAAACAAAAUUGCUUGAUAGUAGUACAGUUAAUGAUUUAGAAACCACUUUGCCACACUCUGCUAAGGCUGAAAACACCUCAGAUUCACCUUGUCUCAUGUUUAAUGAAAAUGGGGAACCACAUGCACUUACUUUAGAAUCUAGGAUACCCUCUGAAGAAGCAGAUCGCUGUUACCCGGGGGAUGGAGGGGAUUUUGGAAAAGAAAAUGACUCCGCUCAGCAACUGGAUGGUGCAGAUAGACUACUGACAAAUCAACAGAUAAAUCUAACAGAUGUCGACAAAGAUCUAAAAAUUACAAAGGAGAAUGUAAAGUCUCAAACUGAAUCUAGUUUUUCUGAAGCACCAUUAUGUUUCACUGCUGACAUGAACACACUACAUGAAGACCUCAAGCAAAAGAUCUUGUCUCUACUAGAGAAGGCUCAUGCUGCUGACUGCAGAUCCUCUCGCCUUCAAGCUGAAGCUGAACUUCUGUUCAAAGAGAGCAUAGAGCUAAGAAAUGAAUGUAAAUCCCUGUCAAAGGAGGCAGCUGAACUGCUAUCAAUAGUCACUCAGCAGGAAGUUCUACAUGGGCAACAAAUGAGGCAAAGCCCACAAGACACAGAGGCUGAAGGUAGUCUUUGUACAAGUGACCGUAAACCAAGAAAUAAGGAAGCACUAAGUUUUCUUAGUAAACGUACCUCCAAGAAGAAGAAGGCAGAAAGUCGGCUUCAAACACUAAGCAAAAAAUACAGUUUUCUACGGCAAGAGGCACCUGAGAUCAUGAGGGAACUACAUGUCCUGCAGCAGGACUUAAAGAACCUUCCUCCACAUCACAGCAAG
Staurois parvus is the source of this 2848-nucleotide messenger RNA. Lineage: Eukaryota; Metazoa; Chordata; Amphibia; Anura; Ranidae. The record is from the annotation of a GenBank genome assembly.